AUGGAAGACAUUUUAGGCGAGAUUAUUUCGCUAAGUGAAAAAAAAAAAAAAGAUGAAAUGAACAAAAGAAAUGAUAAAAAAGGAACUGAAUAUGAUGGUAAAUCUGUUUCAGAUGGGUCAAAAAACAAAAAAGGAAACAGUGACUAUUAUAAAAAGAAACGAAGAGAAUCAUAUGUAAAGGAUGAUGAUACAAUAAAUAUAUGUGAUGCGUCUACAGUUUGUACAAUUGAUGAUGAUAUAAAUAUUGAAAAGGUUAACAUUUUUAGUAAAAUAAUUAAAAAUAAUAAAUCUAAAUCUUCAGAACAAUAUUUUAAAGAUGUCGAAAAAAAUAUUAAUGAAAACACUCCAUUAUUUUUUAAUAAUGGAAAUACACUAAAUACAUAUUUACUUACAGUUAAUGAAAUUAAUACAAGUAUUUCUAAUAUAUAUACAAAUAUUGAUAAAAUAAAUGUUAUAAAAAAAAAAAUAGAGUUAAAUAUAUAUGAUAAUGAAAAAUUAUAUUCCAAAAUUAAUGUAAUAAUUAAAAAUUCCGAAGAUAUAAUUACAUGUAUUAAAGAAAAAAUAAACAAAUUAAAUGCCGAAAAUAAUGCUUUUGAAGAGAACAGUAAUAUGAUAAGUGAAAUAAAAUUACGUGUAAAUAUAUUUAUUGAUAUUGUAAACAAAUAUAAAAAUUGUAUAAAUAAAUAUAAAAAUAUAUGUAACCAAUAUUAUGAACAUGUUAAUAAAAAUAUAAUAAAACAUUACAAAUUAAUACACCCUAAUUUAAGUGAUCAUAGUAUACAUAAAUUAUUAAAACAAAAUAAUCAUAAUAUGGAAGAAUUUCUAAAUAUUAAUAAGAAUGCUUAUAAAAAUAAUGUUAUGUGUUUCACAAAUAUAGAUCAAUUGGAAAUAGACAAAAUUAAAGAAAAAUAUAAUGAAUUAAAAAAUUUAGAAAAAAAUAUAGCUGGAUUAAAUGAAUUAUAUAUUGAAUUAGCAUAUGUAAUAAAAAAAAGAAAAAAUCUUAUUAAUAAUAUUGAAAACAAUGUUUUUCAAGUAAAAGAAUAUACAGAAGAUGCACUUCAUAAUAUUGCUGAAGCAAAAAGAUAUAACAAAAUGAUUAAACAAAAAAUUCUAUAUUUUAGUCUUUUCUUACUGAUUAUAGCUUUUAUUAUUUUGUUUCCCGUUUUUUUCAACUAUUCACAUUUUUAA
Plasmodium yoelii is the source of this 1188-nucleotide messenger RNA. Its product is annotated as SNARE protein, putative. The transcript has a single exon. Gene Ontology annotation, biological process: exocytosis; vesicle fusion; intracellular protein transport. Gene Ontology annotation, cellular component: plasma membrane; endomembrane system; SNARE complex. Gene Ontology annotation, molecular function: SNARE binding; SNAP receptor activity. The record is from RefSeq and is a predicted model, not a curated record. The coding region runs from base 1 to 1188 and encodes 395 amino acids. Lineage: Eukaryota; Apicomplexa; Aconoidasida; Haemosporida; Plasmodiidae.